AUGGUCUGCUACGAGAGUGCCACAUUGCCAUCAAACUCCUCCAGCGACAUUAUUCUCGCAGAGGGGGAUGCAACUGCGGCUCCACCGCACAAAGUACAACAUCUCGACUCUAGAGAGCGGCAAUCCCUCCGCGAUGAAGAUGGACAAAAAAAUUUUCAACCGUUUGGCUACACUUCCACCAAGAUCCAACGUAGAAAACCGCUCUUUGUGACGGCCCUCUGGUCAACAUCACUCCCUAUCUGGGAUGUGAAAACCAAGCUCACACUGAUUCUUUUCGCGUUGGUGCUAUUGACUUUCGCGGAUGGAGGCGGUGUGCACUAUGAGCGACAAGCAGGAGGACAAAGCCAGGAGCAUGUUGCUGCGGACAGCGCGGGGAUGCAGCGCGUGGCUUCAGACCACGAGCACUUGCGGGUCAAAAAUUCGAAGAAAUUUCGAAACGAAAGAAGGACCGAUGUGGUGGUCGCUCCAGUGUAUCCUCACUCGCCAGCUCCGCGGGGAAGGAGGACGCAACGUGUUCCUCCGGGCGAGCACGAUGGGAGGAACAACAUCCUUGCACAAGAUGAUUCCGCUGCAGUGGUAGUUUCCUCAAAACCUACGAGCACAGCGAAUCUGGUGGAGACCAGCCGUAUAUCCGGCUAUUCGACAGAAGUGGUAAAUAAUGCUUUUGCGUCCCCCAACACAUUAACUGCAUAUCAGGAACCUACCAACCUCGCCCGACUCCGCUCGAUCGAAGCGGAGAUUGAGUUUUCGUGGGCGAGUUACUGGGCCCGGGCCCGUGGGCACGACGAGGUGGGCCCGAUUUCUGGCGCGGCGAAGGACUGGGACUACUCUCUGGCGUUUUUCGUCGACGGACUGGACACGCUGUUGCUCGCUGCAGGAUCAUCUUCGGAGAGGACGAGGACAGACGAAAAUAAUACCACUUCAGUUUCCCUACCCAGCCACGUGGACGCAGCCUUGCGGUACCUAUGCCAGGGUGAGGGCAAGAAGUUUCUGCUCGGUGGAACUUCCCGCGGGCGAGACAGCGCAAAGGACGUCUCGUUCUUCGAGACGACGAUCCGCAGGCUGGGGGGCUUACUCGGCGCAUACCACGUUUGGGAAACGGGUUUUCAGCAGCGAGUACAGCCUGCUUUCGAUGAAGAGAGGAAGAACAAGAACCUGGAACAUGACUCGACCAGCUACCCCUCGUGUUUCCAGGAGCUGAUUAGGGACACCGCGAUAAGACUGCAAACUGCGUUUGCUGAGUUUCCCGACAAGGUGAGGCGUGACAGUGGAACAAAAGCGCCACCGCACAAGAAGUUUUUCUUCCCGCGCGGAGAAGUCACUUUGUUCGCAACCGAGGACGACAAGGCUGGUACUUUUGACCACGCCCCCGCUGACCAGGGCCGCUUCAACUCGGGUCGCACGCAGGUCGGCCUGGCGGAGGCCGGGUCCAACCUGCUGGAGUUCGAAGACGCGGCGGCGAUUUUGCAGGCCCCGGAGCUUGCAGAGCGAUCCAAGCGGGUGAUGGCAGAGGUGAAUGCUGAAGUGCGCAGAUCGUACUUGUUACCAGCUGCGCCCGAUGGGGAUGUCAGACACGGAGGGCGAGAGACACGAAGCCGAAGCUCACUACCCGGGCGGCUGAUCGAGCCGAUGCCUGAGAAAGAUGCGGAUGAGAACGAUGGCCGCUUGUACUUGCGCAGCGAAAACAGGCACGUUCGAGCUAAAAGCAUCGGGCCGCUUGGCGCGGCAUCACACUCGGAGAAGCAGCUGCGUCUGCACUCGAGUGGCCAGGCGACCGUCUCCGCCGGCACGGACAGCUACUACGAGUACCUGCUCAAGGGGUGGCUGAUGGCGAACCCAGGUGGCGGGACGGGUGCAGCGAGAGGAAACCAGGAAGACUACCUACAGCUUUGGGUCGACGCAAUGCGGACCAUGCGGAGUCAAUUGAUGCGGCCGAUUCCACAGACUUUCUAUAUCGCGAUGAAAAUUUUUGUGGCGAAGGCGGGGUCAACCUCGGAACUUUCUUGUUACCUGACUAUGUAGAAGGACUAGACGCAAACCUUGGUGUUGUCGGACUUCCAGGAGCUGAAUAGAUGUAAUUCUAUGACUUUCCUGAAAACUGCUUUUGUUCACACCAGCAGACCGUCUCGCUUGCCGACUUAUUUCUGAAAAAAUUUUGCUCACGACGUGUAGUUCUCACAAUCAUGAUUUUCACUGCGAUUUUUCCCCCAGCACCGAAGGAGCAUCAUGAUUCCGACCAGACUCCCGCCACUCUCUACUUUCUCGCGGACACUCCGGGCGCCAGCACCAUGCAGCACUUGGGCUGCUACGUGCCGGGAAUGAUGAUUUUGGCCUUGUACGGCACGGAAGGCGAAAGGGAUGCAGUUGCCCUCCCAGGGCAAGCAUCAGGAAAGAAACUGCCUUUCCUGGUACGGGCGGGAUUUUUAUCCGGCCAAGAGGAGUUCGACGCUUUCUUGCAGACCGCCAAGCACCUCCUGCGGACCUGCUUGGCCUUUCACGACGCCGAUGAACGGUUUUUGGCGCCCGAAGUGGUGCGGUUCGGCAAGCGGACCGGGAAGAUGGGGAUUAUCGACGGCAAGAACCAGCUGCGCCCGGAGAUUCUCGAGAGUUUGUUCUACUUCUACUACUUCGACGUGGAUAUUGUGCCCAGGAGCUCGGAGGAAAAACGACAUGGAAAAGGCCAGCCUGCUGUACCGUUCCCGCACUUCGACGCAUGGUCGGCGUUUCCAGGGGAAACUGCUGACGGCCGAGGUGGAGCCGCGAUAAGUACUAGGGGAGCAGAGAAGAUUUCUUCAUCUGUCGUAUCUCCAUCACUGUCCCGAUCCCGCGUCUACUACCGGAAUUUUGCAUGGAGGAUUUUCUCUGUUUUCAAGAAGUUUGCGAAGACGAAAUACGGGUAUGCGAGCACCGACGUGGUGGAGGGAGACAAAGUAGAGGGUAGUAGCGUUUCGGCGGAAGAAGUGGGAGAAGGUGACGAAGAUGGAUCGAAAACCAUUCCGCGCCACGAGGACAAGGAGGAGUCUUUUUGGCUCGCGGAAACGCUGAAGUACCUGUACAUGAUUUUCCAAGAGCCAGUGGUUUUUGGAGCUUCGUCUUCUCAAAUUUCUGUCGCUGGAACCGGAAACACAAACAGCCAAACUUCCGCAACCUCCGGCAUAAUCGACCUAAACCAAUUUGUGCUGAAUACUGAAGGACACCCAGUGCGACGGCGCGUAUCAUCCGACAGCUGGCCUAGGUAAGAAAGUAUUUCCUUGUCGAUGUCUGGUUUCAAUUUUUCUUUGACUCUAUUGUACAAUCAAACAAUCCGAUCUUUUUCUGCAAUAUGGGUAAAACGUACUUCAACCGAUUUCCCUUGCCACCCACUGUACAGAAUACCACAUUGAUGUUUCUCAUGAUGUAUCAACUGUUUUCUCUCCAGGUCGUGUGUGGUUUAAGAAGAUAUGAAGUAUCUCAUUCCAAAGUUUCUCCAUUCAAUUUUCAUGCGUUUCGAUGUUUCUACUUUGUGAUGGCUUCAACUAUGCUGUUUGUGCUUUGCCUUGUCAGCGGUAUGCAUCACUCUUUUCCUUGACAGUACCACUCGAGAUGUGUGUCUCAUUUUGAAUUGUACCUACGAGAACGAAGAAAGAAGCCAU
Messenger RNA from Amoebophrya sp. A120, 3632 nucleotides. Lineage: Eukaryota; Dinophyceae; Syndiniales; Amoebophryaceae. The record is from the annotation of a GenBank genome assembly.